This is a messenger RNA of Punica granatum (pomegranate), 1416 nucleotides long. The record is from RefSeq and is a predicted model, not a curated record. NCBI's taxonomy places the organism in Eukaryota, Viridiplantae, Streptophyta, Magnoliopsida, Myrtales, Lythraceae.
AUGGCAGAGCUGCUCGCCCUGCUCAGAGGACCCAACCGGGCAUCCUUGAGUUCCACACCUCCGCCGGGACAAGGGCCAAUGACUGAGCCGACUCCCUGGAUUCCGCCGACUCAGGCCCCGGAGAAUAUGGAGGCACCCCCGCCGCCAACAUUGCACACUUCCAUGGAUCAUCCUGUCACCGGCCCAUAUCCGCCACCACCGGCCCCCACGGCCGUCUCUCUUCCACCCGUCUCCAUACCGGCCCCGGCUAUGGCCUACACAAUACCUCCGCCGACGGUUUUCCCGACGUCCAACGCACCCGCUCCAACUCACUUUCAAGCCACGGAGCUCCCUCCCUUUCCGUCUCUACAGCCUCACACCGGCCUCUCCUACCAGGCACCGCCUCCCAUAAACACCACAUUCCACGAACUGGGCACACCGACCCAUGCGGCCCAAUUCGCCUCACCGACGUACUUCUUCCCCGAGGCCGACGCCGAACAGGAGCGUAGGUUGAAGCGAAAGGAGGAAACGAUACGGGCCCUGCAAGCGAACGAUGCCGAAGACAUCCCGAUGUGGGAGGACUUCUCUCGGAAGUUCAUCGACCAGUACCGGUAUUGCGCAGAAACGCCUCCCACCCUUUUGGAGCUAAGCACGAAAGAAAUGGCGCGGGGCCAAAAGUUUGAGGAUUUGAUCGACGCUGGGAAGAAACUUGACAUGGGCAUCAAGCUUGGGAAGAUAGAAGGACCGACCGGAAAGGAGGAGCAAUCAUCAAAGAAUGCCGCUACUGCGCCAUCACCAACGGGUAACAAAAAGGGCAGAGAUGCGUCCGUUAAUGCCGUCAACCUUGGACACCAAAUGCCCAUGCCGUACCAGCAGCAAUACCCGGCCCUGCCGAUUAAUUACUCGGCGCCACCGGCUCACCCUCCGACACGGGCCCCGCAACCACACGGUCACAAUUACACGUCUACCCCUCAUUGGGCAUCUCCAAAUGGGCCCCUAGCUUUAGGAGCUCCACUAACGGCUCAACAAGCCCCAAACUUGCAACCCCGACAAGGAGGGCAGGCUAGGCCGCGUCUGCAAUACCCGCCUUUACUGGUUCCCCAGUCACAAGUCUAUCGCCAACUUCUAGCAGCUAAGGAAAUUAGACCCGUGGCCCCUCAUCCUCAGUUCAAUCCCGCGAAUCAGGAUCAGAAUCUCCGUUGUGAAUACCAUAUGGGCGCUCCGGGGCACACUACGAACGAAUGUUACACCCUCCGGGGCAAAUUACAGGAGAUGAUUGAGAAGAACCGACUCUCUUUCAAUGAAGUCAAGCCACCGAAUGUCCAGGCUAACCCUCUCCCCGACCAUGGAUCAAGCUCUGACGCGGCUAUCGAUCUGAUCGGUAUUUACCCUAGGGGCAAGGACAACGCCGAAGAGGAAGGGUUGAUUUCCCCAUGA